This is a messenger RNA of Morus notabilis, 2340 nucleotides long. Its product is annotated as cleavage stimulating factor 64. The record is from RefSeq and is a predicted model, not a curated record. Gene Ontology annotation, biological process: mRNA 3'-end processing. Gene Ontology annotation, cellular component: mRNA cleavage and polyadenylation specificity factor complex. Gene Ontology annotation, molecular function: mRNA binding. Lineage: Eukaryota; Viridiplantae; Streptophyta; Magnoliopsida; Rosales; Moraceae. Bases 308 to 1966 code for a protein of 552 amino acids. The transcript is spliced from 10 exons.
UAAACAGCGAACUUCUCCUCUCUCUCUCUCUCUCUCUCUUCUUUUGACUGUUUUGCUCUCCAACACGAUACCGACCCAUCUAGCGAGCUCUUCACUCUUUGCGUUUUCUGCCGAUUCUUGAAAAUUCAGAAUCCAUUAACGCACCAAGGAAAACCUUCCAUUUUUCAUAGAAAAUUCAUUCAUUCAUUCUAUCAAUUCAGAGCAUUUUCCGAAGAAGAAGUGAAAGCAAACAGGUGAGAGAAGGAUGCUAAGGAGGAAGAAGAUGAAGCACUGCUUCACCUUCUUCUUCUUCUCCUCCUCCUGAUUCAUGGCUUCUUCUUCUCAGCACCGCUGCGUCUUUGUUGGCAAUAUUCCUUACGAUGCUACUGAGGAGCAGCUCAUAGAAAUUUGCCAGGAGGUUGGGCCUGUUGUGUCGUUCAGAUUAGUCAUUGAUAGAGAGACUGGGAAGCCAAAAGGUUAUGGUUUUUGUGAGUAUAAGGAUGAAGAGACUGCUCUAAGUGCUCGACGAAAUCUUCAAGGUUAUGAGAUCAACGGCCGGCAGUUGCGGGUUGACUUUGCCGAGAAUGACAAAGGUGCUGAUAGAAACAGAGAACAGGGUCGUGGUGGACCUGGAUUUGCUCCAAGUGUUGACCCUUCAAAACAAGUGGGUGCCCCGGCCGUUCAUGGAGAAUCUGCUCAACAUCAACCAAUCGGUCUCCAUAUAGCCAUAACUGGUGCAGCUGUCAUGGCAGGAGCUCUAGGUGGUCCUCAGGCUGGUGUACAGGGUCAGUUGGCAUUGGCUAAUGAUCCUUUGACUCUUCACCUGGCUAAAAUGUCUAGGAGUCAACUAAAUGAAAUUAUAUCUGAGCUGAAGGGAAUGGCUACACGAAACAAGGAAUUAGCUAGGCAGCUAUUGCUUGCAAGGCCCCAGCUGCCAAAAGCUCUAUUUCAGGCACAAAUCAUGCUAGGAAUGGUGACGCCACAAGUGUUGCAGACGCCAAAUCUUAGGCAAGGUUCAGUUCAAGACAGCCAGACGGGUCAGGUGCCGGCAAUGCAACCUCUUUCUAUGCGACCACCUCUGGCACAGAGUAGUAUGCAGUCUGGUUUAUUCCCUAAAGUUGAAGAAGGCCACGUUUCUAUAGUGCCUCAAAAUUCUUUAGCCCGUAACCAGUUUUCUUCACCCAUACAACUUCCUAUGCCACCUCGGGUACAGCUUCCACAACCUGUUAGUGAACAUGCUUUGCAACAGGCUUCAUUGCCUGGGCAUUCAUUAGUUUCAAGUUUUACUCCCCUUCACCCUCAUUCUUCAAGUAGUUUGUCCAUUCGACCACAAAUUCAGGUGGCAAAAUCCUCUAUAAACCAGCAAUUACAGCCCCCUCAAUUGAAAAACCUAAUUCAAGUUGGAGCUGCAAAUUUGGGACAUAGUACUCAGAUGGUUCAUCCAAAUGCCACCAUACAACCAUCUACCUUAUCCCAUCAUUCCUCACUAGAUGCCGGAUAUAAGCCUGGCCCCUCAAUAUCAUCAGGUACUUCACGGCCAAUCAGUAGAGAUGCUGAUAGGUCUGUUCAAGUUUCCGGUGAUUCAACUUGGGCCCACAGAAGUAAUAUUAAUUCAAAUUUUUCUAUGCGGUUAGCUGAGAAAACUAGUUUCAUUCCUGAUCCUAUGGCAUCAGUUGAUCGCCCUUCAAAAAUGAUUAAACUGGAUAAUCGAACUUUACCCGUGGCAAGUUUGAACUUGUAUAAUGCUAAUGGAUCUACACCACCCCAACCACCUGAAGCUGCCUCUUUACCUGCAAGUACUGUUCCUAAAUCAGAAGCACGGGAAUCGGGAAAACAAAUAUCUCAGUCGCAGCUUCCAUCGGAGGUGGAAUCUGCUCUGUUGCAACAAGUUCUGAACCUUACACCUGAGCAGUUAAGUUCAUUGCCACCAGAACAACAACAACAAGUGAUUCAGCUUCAACAGAUGCUUAAAGGUGCAACACCGUAAUUUGAUUAUUUCGAUUCGGGAGCAACCUAUGGAGUGCAGGCCUCAAUUCAUUUGCUGGAACAAUAAAAGCUCUCUGUUGAUUCAAUCCCACUCUGGUUUCUUGUAAAAGUAAUGUUUACAGAUAUCCAGACCAUAAUCUGAAAUUCCAUUCGUUCUGUUCAUGAGAGUUUGUGAUUAGCAUAGUAGCUGGAUAGAUUGGUCAGAGGGAUAGGAAAAAUUUUGUGUAAUCUCUAGUAGUCGUGACACCCAAGUUUUUGUUUUCAUAGAAUUAGUUUUUCGCACCAAUUUUGCCGAGUUUAAAAGUUCUUUGUUCUUCGACUAAAACAAAUGUGUUACUGCAUGAAAUAGAAUGAAACAAGACUAAGACGUUUCUA